Messenger RNA from Indicator indicator, 1062 nucleotides. RefSeq names its product melanin-concentrating hormone receptor 1-like. NCBI's taxonomy places the organism in Eukaryota, Metazoa, Chordata, Aves, Piciformes, Indicatoridae. Gene Ontology annotation, biological process: neuropeptide signaling pathway. Gene Ontology annotation, molecular function: neuropeptide binding; melanin-concentrating hormone receptor activity. The record is from RefSeq and is a predicted model, not a curated record. Gene Ontology annotation, cellular component: membrane; neuron projection.
AUGGAUUUUGAAAUUAAUCAUACUGAGAGCUUAAAUAGCUGCAUCCCCAACAGCUCCAGGGCUGCUCAAAACUUUUCUCUGCCUGACGACCCCAGGAGGAUGAGCUAUGGCAGCUUCAUAAUGCCUGCCCUGUUUGGCACUAUCUGCCUGUUGGGGAUCAUUGAUAACAGCUUGGUUAUCUGUACAGUCUUAGAGAAAUCUGGCCCUAGCAAUAGUGUCCCAGAUAUCUUCAUCAGCAGCCUCUCCAUGGUGGACCUUCUCUUCCUCUUGGGUAUGCCCUUCCUCAUCCACCAGCUGCUGGGGAAUGGAGCCUGGCACUAUGGGGAGACAAUGUGCACAAUUAUCACAGCCCUGGAUGCCAGCAGCCAGUUCACCAGCACCUCCAUCCUCACAGCUAUGUCCAUUGACUGCUACCUGACUCUCAUCUACCCCUUCACCUCCACUCACUUCAGGAAGCCUCCUGUAGCAAUCCUUACCAUCCGUAUGCUCUGGGCCCUUUCUUUCCUCAGCAUCACACCUCUGUGGAUGUACACUCAGCUCAUCCCUUUGCCUGGAGGUCUACUGGGCUGUGGAAUUUUCCUGCCCAACCCCAGAGAUAUUUAUUGGUACACACUCUACCAAUUGUUCCUGGUCUUUGCCAUCCCUUUCACCCUGAUCACAGCUGCUUACAGGAAGAUCCUGCUGAAGAUGUCCAGGUCUUCAGAAACCCUGAUGAACCAAAGAUACACCAGGGCUCGAACCAAGAGGCUGAUCCACACAGCAAUUGCUAUUUGUGCAGCCUUCUUCAUUUGCUGGGCACCUUUCCACAUCCUGCAACUUGCCCUGACUCACCCUACCCUACCGUUAUACUAUGUCUACAAUGUGGCUAUCAGCAUGGGUUAUGCCAACAGUUCUCUGAACCCCUUCAUCUAUCUGGCCCAAAAUUUCCAGAGGCAGCUUGGGGUCCCUGUGAUGCCAACAGUUGCUGGACAGGCCUCCCCAAACAGGAGCAAAAACAUUCAGGAACAUGGAGCUGCAUCAGGGCAGCCACUGCUGCAUUUGGUGUCCAUCUCUGGUAGUUAG